Molecule: messenger RNA, 1370 nt
Organism: Nothoprocta perdicaria
Lineage: Eukaryota; Metazoa; Chordata; Aves; Tinamiformes; Tinamidae
Product: probable tRNA methyltransferase 9B
Exons: 3
Coding region: 3-1370 (455 amino acids)
Biological process (GO): tRNA wobble uridine modification
Cellular component (GO): nucleus; cytoplasm
Molecular function (GO): S-adenosylmethionine-dependent methyltransferase activity; tRNA binding
Source: RefSeq, a predicted model, not a curated record
GGAUGGAGAAGGAGGCAAGCCAGCUCGAGAGGGACCAYGUUCACAGCGUGUAUGAGAAAAUCGCCCCUUCCUUCAACGAUGCCCGCUACAAGGCCUGGCCAAAGGUGCAGCGGUUCAUUUCGGAGCAGGAACCAGGCAGUCUCAUUGCUGACAUUGGCUGUGGAAAUGGCAAAUACCUUCACAUCAAUUCUCAAGCCUACAAGCUGGGCUGCGAUUACUGUUUCCCGCUGGUGGAGUCCGCCCGCGAUGAAGGCCACGAGGUGAUGGUCUGUCACAGCCUGUGCCUGCCCUACCGCAGUGAGUGCUUUGACGCCGUCCUGUCCAUUGCUGUGAUCCACCACUUCUCCACGGAGGAGAGGCGCACGCGGGCGAUACGGGAGAUGGCUCGCAUCCUGAGAGUGGGAGGCCAGAUAAUGAUCUACGUGUGGGCAAUGGAGCAAAAACGGAGGAGGUUCGAGACACAAGACGUCUUUGUGCCGUGGGAUCCCUCACCUCCCUGCUGCCCCUUGAGGGAUCCGCGUUCACCUGGAGUACAAAAAUCCAUUCUUCACACGGACAAAAAGCUGGCUGUGCACCAGGGCUGCCCUAACUCAAAUGACACUUCAGAGGGGUGCAGGAAAAGCAAAAGUUCUUCYUGUGGAGGGGGCAGGAAAGCUCUGUGCUCAGUGUUGGAUAAACCACUGAGAUGGUCUCUGUUCUCAAGAUCACUUGACUCUGUGCUAGACGUGGGUAAUCAGCGGCACCGAGAAGAGCUCGUUAGGUAUCGCAAUUACAGCGCUUAUCUGAAUGAGUUAAACAGAAAAAAGAGAACUGAAAGAAACAGGGAGUGCGGCUUYCUGGAACACGUUUCCAACUUUUUUCUAUACUGCAAACAGAGUUUUGAAAAUACAACAGCUUUGGAAGUAGCUGUUAAACCCGUGCUGCCCACGUCCCAUGACACCAAGGUGGUCAAAAGCCACCGCUCAGACGUGGGCCAGGAGCCUCUGCAGCUCCCCAGGGCUGCAGCUGCCGCUCGCAGUCGCAGCACAGUGUGUUUACCUGACCUCAUUUCACGUCAGAAAGGACUGGCUGUUAGACAACAACACAGAAUAGAUCCUCACCCAAAACAAGGGGCUUUCUGUGGAUCCCUCAGCGAAACGGGUGCAGGCAGUGCCCCACAGGAAGCCCUUGACAAGAGCGCCGCAGGCACCCGGAGCGGGCGGCAGCCCAGGCCCAGCGGGGCCUGCYUGCGCUACUACCAUGUUUUUAAAGAAGGGGAGCUGGUUGAGCUGAUCCAGCGCCACAUCCCUGAGCUGCACGUGAUUGACUCAUACUUUGACCAUGCAAACUGGUGCGUGAUUGCAGAGAAGACCGAAGCGUGGAACACCUAG